AGUCAAAUGAGCAGCACACAGAAUAAAUGUGUGUAGGCACUGUAGGGUGUGUAUCAGCAAGGGUGGACGAUGCUACGGUCACUCGGGGCAAAGGCUUCGCAGCUGGACAGGGACUUCUCUUUAUUUGGCCAGGUGACUCGUCGACCGAGGCUUGUUGUGUGUUAAUUAUGCGGGGUCCAAUGCUGGAUGCAGCAGUAUAUAUGUGCUCAAUCUGUCUAUAGAUGUAUUCACGAGCCUGAUAUGUUGGGCCCUUCCUACUUGGCAAUCCUGCGCAGCCUGUCUCCCCUGUGCAUUGCCUGGAAGCAGUUUUGAUGUCAUCCGCUGCUUCCUGAGUGCAGUUGGAGAGCAGACAAGACAGCAGCAACACAGCGACUACAACACACACAGAUCUUCGAGCUCAUCGUGAAUCAGCAGAUAUGGCUUCCAAGAUGAUGAAAUGGGGACGAAAGGACCCCGAACUCUACGUGCUCGGCUUCAUCUACGCCGGCAUCUUCGGUGUCGCAGGCUACCACCUCGGCAAGAAGGGAGGCAAUGCAAAGCCUGAGGCCAAUGUCCAGAUCCCAGAAAAGGGUAUGCCUUGGCACGAUGACGACGAGGGCGGCGACUACAAGUACAAGUACCACCCCGGCGGUGAUCCAUCACGAGCUCCCAAAGAGGCUCCCGGUGCACUUCACUCACACACCAUCAUGGUAGCUUUGCCCGAUGAGCUGUACGAGAAGUUCAACAAGGCUGAUUAGAGAUCAUCAAGUGUCGAAUGUGUUUCACAUAUAAUCUUGUGGUUCUAUCCACUGAUA
This is a messenger RNA of Protomyces lactucae-debilis, 794 nucleotides long. RefSeq lists its product as uncharacterized. The transcript has 3 exons. Bases 417 to 737 code for a protein of 106 amino acids. The record is from RefSeq and is a predicted model, not a curated record. NCBI's taxonomy places the organism in Eukaryota, Fungi, Ascomycota, Taphrinomycetes, Taphrinales, Protomycetaceae.